Molecule: messenger RNA, 2265 nt
Organism: Dioscorea cayenensis subsp. rotundata (Guinea yam)
Lineage: Eukaryota; Viridiplantae; Streptophyta; Magnoliopsida; Dioscoreales; Dioscoreaceae
Product: ferric reduction oxidase 8, mitochondrial
Cellular component (GO): plasma membrane
Molecular function (GO): oxidoreductase activity
Source: RefSeq, a predicted model, not a curated record
UAUCACAAACAAAGCUCUAGUCAGUGAGCCAGUCAGUCAUGGUGCCAAAAGCACUGCUUGUUUCCAUCCUCAAGUUCUCCAUGACUGUCAUUUUUGCAGCUUGGCUUUGCCUCUGGUUUCUCAAACCAACCCAUGUCUGGAAAAGCUCCUGGCAUGAUGCAGAGGAUUGGGCAACCAUUACUUUUCUGGGAGCCUCUGGUUUUAAUGUAGUAGUAUUCUGUUUCCCUCUUUUGGCUGUGGCUGCCAUGGUUUAUGUUCAUAUUCAUAUGGGUGCAAGGAAGGGGAGGGUCAGGUAUGGGUUCAUUGAAUUGCUCAGCAGGCUGGGAAAAUUUAACCCACUCAUUGUGAGAAGUCCUGUAGGAGUAAUUUCAAUUGGUGAGCUUAUCUUUGUGGCUAUCUUCAUUCUGCUCCUAGCUUGGACAUAUUACAGUAAUGUCUCCAGUGACUUCAAGAGUAUGACAUCCUCAAAGUCUAUGAAACUGAGCAGAUGGCAACUGAAGGUAAUGAGGUUAGGUGUGAGGUUUGGUUCACUCAGUGAAGCAUGCCUUGCAGUCUUGUUAUUGCCAGUUCUCAGAGGGAUGGCUUUGUUCAGACUCUUUGGUAUUCAGUUUGAGGCUUCAGUAAGAUACCAUAUUUGGAUUGGAAACACACUGAUUAUGUUCUCUGUUUUGCAUGGUCUGUUUAUCAUGUUCAGUUUGGCGGCCAAAAACAGCCUCUUAGAGGAGAUAACAAAAUGGCAGAGAACAGGACGGGUAUAUCCUGCUGGUGCAAUCACACUUGUUGUUGGCCUUUUUAUUUGGAUGACAUCUCUUCCUCAAAUAAGAAAAAAGAAGUUUCUUAUGUUCUACUCAUUCCACCAUUUAUAUGUUGUCUUCCUUUUGUUUUUCCUGCUGCAUGCUGGAGACAGGCAUUUCUACUUAAUAUUCUCCGGUGUACUCCUCUUUGCUCUCGAUAAGAUUUUGCGUUUCAUUCAGUCAUCGCAAAGCUGUUGAAUUAUUUCAGCAAACAUACUAACAUGCAAAGCAGUAGAACUCACUCUCCGAAAGCAUCCUAGAUUGAAAUACACCCCUACAAGUAUCAUAUUUCUAAAGAUACCAUGCAUAUCAAAAGUUGAGUGGCAUCCUUUUAGCAUAACUUCAAGUGCAAACAUCGACGGUGACAAACUCUCGGUGUUGAUUAAAUGCCAGGGACACUGGACUGAUUCAGUAUACAACCGGAUUCAGGCAAUGUUAAAUAAUGAUCAUGAAAAGAAACUCUCUGUUGCAGUUGAAGGUCCAUAUGGACCUGCAACUUUUCCCUACCAAAGAUAUGACAGCUUAAUACUAAUUGCUGGAGGAUCUGGUAUCACACCAUUUUUGAGUAUUUUACAAGACAUUGUUGCUCAAAGAAUUGGUCCUAAAAAUACUUGUGCUGUGAAAAUACAGCUAAUUUAUACAGUAAAAAGGUCAGAAGAUCUGAGUAUGUUGGCCCCAAUUUCUGAAUUACUUUUGUACAAUGAAUUAGAUGGGUUUCGACAACUUGAGUUAAAGAUUUUUGUUACACAAGAAGAGAAAUACUCUGCCACAGCUAGAGAAAUACUUCAUGAGAUGUGUCAAGUAAAGACUGUUAUCUUGGAUGUAAAAUCAUCUCAAGAAGAUGUAAUCAGGCCUGAAAGUUUAUUGUGGAAGGCUACAGUCACUGUAUUGUCCUCAUUAACAUUUCUAGCUUGUGUUGUUGUGUUGAACCGAGUUUUCGGUCAUCAAGGAAAGAGAGCAUCACAAGACAAAGCACCCUCAUGGGUUAAUGAUCUUCUAGUAUUAUGUUCCUUGAUAAUUGCUGCAAGUGUUACCAUCUGGCCACCAUCUUUACUGAAGUUGAGGAAGUCAGUGAAGGAUAUGUGUUAUGAUUCACAGAGCAAUGUUAGAGCCUCAGAAAUUCAAGAUGUGGAAAUAAGGAAUUGCCAAGAAGAUAUUGAAAUAAAUUUUGGAAAGAGACCAAAUUUGGUUGAUGUGCUUUCAGAGUUGCCCAGAGAAACAGGUGAAGAUGAAGUUGGUGUUAUUGUAUGUGGCCCGGAGUCUAUGAAACAAGCAGUGGCCUCAUUUUGCAAAACUAAUGGGAAAAAGAAACAUUCAGGAGGAACAAAACAUGAGAAUUUAUUUACUUUUCACUCAAUUAACUUCUCUCUGUAGGUGUAUGUUCUAUGUCCAACUUAAUAUUAAUUUGUCAUUGAAAUAACAUGGUAGCUGUUGAACUUUUAAUCUUAAUGUAAGUGAUUUUUAGGAGUAA